Messenger RNA from Carica papaya (papaya), 1728 nucleotides. Its product is annotated as Amino acid dehydrogenase family protein. The record is from RefSeq and is a predicted model, not a curated record. NCBI's taxonomy places the organism in Eukaryota, Viridiplantae, Streptophyta, Magnoliopsida, Brassicales, Caricaceae. Gene Ontology annotation, cellular component: cytosol. Gene Ontology annotation, molecular function: methenyltetrahydrofolate cyclohydrolase activity; methylenetetrahydrofolate dehydrogenase (NADP+) activity. Gene Ontology annotation, biological process: tetrahydrofolate interconversion.
GGUUCUAUAAAGUGAAACUGUAUGCAUAAUUUAAAUUGUUUUCAUCUUAGUCUUACUCAUCUCCUAUGCAUCUGUGUCUUCUUUCCAUAAAAGGGAAAAAGCAAAAAUCAAUACAUCAGAGAAACAACGUGCGUGCAUAGAAGAAGUGUGGCCGAGAGGAGAGGGAAGCAGAGUUGUGAGAGAAGAAAGCGUCAGGAGGGAGCAACCUUAGGUGCCAGACCCGGAGGCGGAGAGACUCGUGCUCCGUGAAACCGAUAGAGGCUAGAAGCCGUUGUGGACAAGGGCCAAAUUCGUGCUAGAAGCAGGUAUAGUAGGGAAACCGACACUGAGGAAGGAAGGAGAGGAGGUUGAGAAGGCAGAGACAAUUUCGACAGAAGCUUUUAGAUUUUUUUUUUCCUGUGAAAGAGGAGUUUGAGAGGAAGGGAUGAUUUGGCGAAGAGAGAGGCUAGGAUUUUUUGGGGGAAUGAUAUAAUUCUUAUCAGGAAAUGAGAUGGUGAUGAUUGGCAGGAGAGUUGUUGCAAGGAUGGCAGUAGUCUGGAAGAAGGGCAUGCCAUCCAGAAAUAGAGGGAUUCAUACCUUUAAGGAUGGUGAGAAGUGCCAUUUCCUAAUGUCUCCUCCUCUUGUGUCUCUAGACCUGCCAGAGACUUGGGGUUCUAACUCCAACUACUAUGAUCCUCAAUCAAUUCCUAAAUACUCCAGUGAGCAUCUAGCUGCAACAAUUGAUGGGAAAUCUAUUGCUGAGGAAAUCAGGUCAAGAAUAACUAGCGAAGUAUGUAGAAUGAAGGAAAUAAUUGGGGAAGUUCCAGGUCUGGCAGUAAUUUUGGUUGGUCAAAGAAGAGACUCGCAAACUUAUGUUCGAAACAAGAUAAAAGCUUGUGAAGAAGCUGGAAUCAAGUCCCUGAUGACUGAACUUCCUGAGAAUUGUAAAGAAGAAGAAGUUAUUAAUGCUGUGUCAAGCUUUAAUGAAGAUCCAUCAAUUCACGGUAUUCUUGUACAACUUCCUCUACCACAGCACCUAGAUGAGGAAAAGAUUUUGAAUUCGGUGAAGCUAGAGAAAGAUGUGGAUGGUUUCCAUCCCUUGAAUAUGGGGAAUCUUGCAAUGAGAGGAAAGGAACCACUGUUCAUCUCAUGUACUCCGAAGGGUUGUGUUGAAUUAUUAAUCAGGUCAGGGGUGGAAAUAAUGGGGAAGAACGCUGUGGUGAUUGGGAGAAGCAACAUUGUUGGGUUACCCACAUCCUUAUUAUUGCAGAGGCACCAUGCAACAGUGAGUAUCGUAAAUGCUUUCACAAAGAACCCGGAGCAGAUAACCUGUGAAGCUGACAUUGUGAUCGCAGCUACAGGAGUGCCCAAUCUGGUUCGUGGCCAUUGGCUAAAGCCUGGUGCAGUUGUCAUUGAUGUUGGAACAUGUCCAAUUGAGGAUCCCAGCAGCGAAUUUGGUUACCGCCUUACUGGGGAUGUUUGCUAUGAAGAAGCUGUAAGGGUGGCAUCAGCUAUUACUCCUGUUCCUGGAGGAGUUGGACCCAUGACAAUUGCCAUGCUGCUGUUUUAAUACUCUGGAUUCUGCUAAGAGGAUUUUUUAUUUUAAUUGACUACGCUUUAGUUACACACCCUUUACACCAACUGGCUAUUCGUGUUUAUUUUUGUAACUACAUACAUAUUUUAUCUUCUAGAAAGGAAAUACUAAACUAUUUCGUAACCGUAAUGUUGAUGACGUGUUCUUGCUAUGAA